This is a messenger RNA of Microcebus murinus (gray mouse lemur), 11332 nucleotides long. The record is from RefSeq and is a predicted model, not a curated record. Lineage: Eukaryota; Metazoa; Chordata; Mammalia; Primates; Cheirogaleidae.
CUGGCCUCCUGCCUUAGCCUCCCAAAAUGCUGGGAUUACAAGCAUGGGUUACCAUGCCUGGCUAGGUCGUUUAUUUUUAUAACCCUUACAAAUAAUACUAUAGUAAACCCCUUUGUGCAUAGGCCUUGUAUAUAUUUCUUUUAUUUUGCUUUUAAAGAUUGCUAGAGGAAAAGUUACUAGGUAAGAAGAUAUAAGUCUUUGAAAGGCUCUUGAACUUACAUUACUACCAAAUUACUUUCCAGAAAGAUGUAUUACUUUACCUGUGUCAGUGCUUGUCUUAGUCAACUCUUGAAGAAUUGAAUAUUACCAGUUUAGAAACUUUUGCUAUUUUGUUACAUGACAGAUAAACUUUUGAGCUAUAAAAAGGAGUAGGGAAGGUAUGUCAGCUACAGAGAGCAGCACUAGCGAGGUUGCAUGCUGGCUUUGUGAGAGGCGCUGUCUGCCAGAGCUGCAAUGGAAAGGAGAGGUGAAGGGGUUCUUAAAGGGAUGUGUUAUAGGACACUGCAAGAAUCUUUCAGAGUGUGUUCCUUACACAGCUGUGCUCCGCAGUAAGCCCACUCUUGUCACCAGUUCAAGACAGAGGCUGGCAGCACUCUCUUAAAACAGCUUAAUAUAGGAGGGUUAAUGGAACAAGUUAUAGUCUCUGCCACAGCAGCUGGUUCCAAGGCCAUGUAGAUAUUCAUUAUCUCCUUUCACUACCACCGUUUUAGAUUUCCCUCACCCUUGGCCAGACUUCAACUGAUCUAGGUUGCUUGCCUAAGACCAUCAUUCUUGAGAAGUCUGAGCCCUUGCUUGCCUUUCCCUUUCAUGCCUUUGCCUUAUGCUGCACUUUCCUGUUAUCACUAGGCAUGGAAGCACUGAGAACCACUUACUAGAUUCAGUUACUCAGUUAAGCACUAGGGUCAGUUACCUCUGCCAUUGCAGUAAUUCCUCCUUUUGCCUGCUUGUGCACCAGCAUGUGCCCAAAGUGACACAACAGUUGUUAACUUCAGAUUCAGAUUAGAAGUCCUCUGAUAAAAAUGUUUCCCCUCUGAAAAUAAUGACCUGUAAUCCUAGCAGAGCCUUAAGUUACAGGGAUGGUAGACAAAUUCUUUUGGUCACUGGGAUCAUAGGAGCCAAUCCUAUAUCUACUCACACCUCUUUAUUGUACUUUGAAGAUGCAUUUAUUGCAUCUUGGAGGCCAGUUCCAUGUUGUCUUAGGCUUACUCCUACUUGGUGAUAUAGUAUAUAGUGAGAUCAGUGCUCAGAAUCCUUUGUUACACUUUUUAUUUUUUUGCCUGAAAAGGGUCACUUGGUCUGAGGUGUUGUUAUGCCCCAUGUUGGUACAUCAGAUACCCUUGGAUGGUGACAGUGGCUGAAGCACUGAAGGCAGGGAAUAUAUACUCCUCCAGGAAGGUUGUCAGUGCCAGUGUGGGCAAAUUCCUGUCGCCUUCAGGGUGGAAGAGGUCCAGUGUGAUCACCUUGCCACCCAAAUGAUUGGCUUCUCUUUUUGAGGAAUUGUAACAUAUAGGGAGUUCAGAGUUGACUUUUGAUGAUGACAUGUUGGGCGAUCCAGCAGCAACACUAAGCUCUGUCAUUUAAUUAGCUGAUACAACCUUGGACAAGUUACUUAAUUUCUCUGUGCCUCAGUUUUCAGUUCUGAAAACAUGGGAUAGUGGUAUCUACCUCAUAGAUUUAUUAUAGAGAUUAAAUGAGCUAAUAUAUGUAAAGCACUUAGAAGGUUACCUGGCAAAUAAAUGCUAGGUAAGUAUUAACUGUUAUUAAUUCUUCAGAGUUUAGGGAGAAUUUGACUUUAAGAGCUUUUUUGCUUGAACUAGGGAGUGUGUAUAAUAUCCAGACUUUGUGGGCAAUCAGCUAAAAAGAAUCCAAGGUAGGAAUAGACUAAACCAGAGUGACUUGUAAAGCUGUUCAGAAUUCAAGAACCCCCUUCCCCCAGGUAAAAUGAUACCCCUGAACUUAUGAAGUCAGGCUCUGUAAUCACCUCUAUAUCUGUAGGUGCCUCUUUGUAUAGAUUUGAUAUUUUAAAUAGUCUUAGCUGCUUUUAUGCUCAAGUUUCUAUCCCCAGAUCUAUAAAUUUAUUUGCAUUUGCCCUAACCUUUUACAUGGCUUUUUUGUUUACAAAAAAAAGAGAGGUCUUUUUACUUUUGUCUGAGGCUAAUCUUGCCACCUGUGCUCCUAAUUCCAUCAGUCAAAUGUUUUAGACCUGCCAUAUGAUCGGCAGUGGGAAUACUAGAUGAACAAGACAGAUGGUCCCAGCCCUCAUGGAUCUUAUGUGCCAGUGGGGAAGACAGAUAAUGUAAAAUGCAAUUAUAAUAAAUGCACUGUGAUAAGCAGUACUGGGGAUGUAUAGGGUGCUACUGUAGGAGCAUAGUUAUUUUUGAAGCCAUGGGAGGAUGAAAAUGUCCAAUGAGAAUAGAAAUUGAGAAGAGAAAAGAAUCCUGAAGAUCGACAUUAAAAGAUUGUAGAGAAUGAAAAAGUUGCUGAUGGAGAGGUAGGAGGGAACCAAGGUCAGUGUCAGAAGCCAAACAGAAGAGUGCAUCUCAGGACAGAGGUAAUGAGCAACAGACACUGCCAAGCAUACAGGUCUUAGAAAAAUACCCCAAUACACCCAUGAGUCAUAAAGAAAUUCUUCAAGUUAUCCAGAGAGAAGGACUAAAAGAAAUCAGAAGUGGAACUUCUCCUCUUGCGUGCCUGAAUGCAAUGCUGCACACAAACUCUAGAGGUGAAGAGGGCAUCUUCUAUAAGGUUCCAGGCAGAAUGGGAGUAUAUACCUUGAAGAAAGAUGUGCCGGAUGGGGUGAAAGAGCUAUCAGAAGGUUCAGAAGAAAGCAGUGAUGGUCAGUCAGAUUCCCAGAGUUCUGAGAACAGCAGCAGCAGCAGUGAUGGUGGCAGCAACAAAGAGGGAAAAAAGAGCAGGUGGAAAAGGAAAGUAUCGUCUAGACUGUCACAGCCAUCCUCUCCCCAAUCAGGCUGCCCAUCACCCACCAUUCCAGCAGGUAAAGUCAUUUCUCCAUCACAGAAGCACAGCAAGAAAGCACUAAAGCAGGCUCUAAAGCAGCAACAGCAGAAGAAGCAGCAGCAGCAAUGCAGGCCAAGCAUGUCCAUCUCCUCCAACCAACAUCUCUCUCUAAAGACUGUCAAAGCCACUAGUGACACUGUACCUGCCAAACCUGCAAUAUGGGAAGGAAAGCAACCCGACGGACAGUCAAGCAGUCCCCAGAACUCAAACUCCAGCUUUUCACCGUCAGUUAAAGUGGAAAAUCCUUUGCUAGGCUUGGGGAAGAAGUCAUUUCAGAGGUCUGACAGACUCCACACAAGACAAAUGAAAAGGACUAAAUGUGCUGACAUUGAUGUUGAGACACCAGACUCCAUUCUGGUUAAUACAAAUCUGCGAGCUCUGAUCAACAAACACACAUUUUCAGUUCUUCCUGGAGAUUGCCAACAGCGACUGCUUUUACUACUCCCAGAGGUGGAUCGACAGGUUGGUCCAGAUGGUUUGAUGAAGUUAAAUGGCUCAGCUCUUAACAAUGAGUUCUUCACUUCAGCAGCCCAAGGGUGGAAGGAAAGACUUUCAGAAGGUGAGUUUACACCUGAGAUGCAGGUGAGAAUUCGACAAGAGAUUGAGAAGGAGAAAAAAGUGGAGCCAUGGAAGGAACAAUUCUUUGAAAGCUACUAUGGUCAGAGUUCUGGCCUGAGCCUUGAAGAUUCAAAGAAAUUGACAGCAUCUCCCAAUGAUCCCAAAGUAAAGAAAACCCCAGCUGAGCAACCAAAAUCCAUGCUUCCUUCAGAGGCCUCUCCUGUCAGAAUAGUCCCAGUAGUCCCUCAGUCAGAGUGUACAGAGGCAGUAUUGCAAAUGCCAUCAGCAGGCAGACAAGAAGAGCACGAAAGCCCAGACAAGGUGCAGCCAAACUUCUCCAAAUCCACAGAGCCCCCACUUCCCUCCGCCAGUAAUACACAUGAGCUUAGUAGCAUUCUUCCCAUCAAGUGCCCAAAGGAUGAGGGUCUCUUGGAGCAGAAGCCAGUUGCCUCUGCUGCACAGGAAUCUGAGAAAGAGAGUCAUCUCACUACAGCUUCUAGUUAUAAGAAAAACGAAAGCCAAGAAUCUUUGAUUAUAUCCCCAAGCAAACCCAAGAGUCCUGAGGUGGAAAAGCCAAUAAUGAAACCUACAGCAGAAGCAGGUCCACGGGAGAGCACUAUGAAAGAACCUCCAGCAACUCUUGUUGAUCAGAGCCCAGAAAGCCUCAAGAGGAAAUCUUCUCUCACCCAAGAAGAGGCCCCUGUGAGCUGGGAGAAGAGGCCACGUGUCACUGAGAAUUGCCAGCACCAGCAGCCAUUUCAGGUCUCGCCACAGCCCUUUCUCAGUAGAGAAAGGGUCCAGGUGCGAAAAGUACCACCUCUCAAGAUCCCGGUCUCCAGAAUCUCCCCCAUGCCGUUUCAUCCAUCGCAGGUCUCUCCCAGGGCUUGUUUUCCAGUCUCCAUCAUUAGUCCUAACAGAACAGGCGCCAGAACUCUCGCAGACAUCAAAGCAAAAGCCCAGCUGGUCAAAGCACAGAGGGCAGCAGCUGCUGCAGCUGCCGCAGCUGCUGCAGCCGCCUCAGUUGGAGGGACCAUUCCAGGACCUGGCCCAGGGGGUGGACAAGGUCCAGGAGAGGGUGGUGAAGGGAAAGCUGCUAGAGGAGGCAGUCCAGGCUCAGACAGAGCCAGUGGAACUGGAAAAGGCCCCACACUGGAACUGGCAGGAACUGGAAGCAGGGGAGGUACGAGAGAGCUUUUACCCUGUGGUCCAGAGACUCAGCCCCAAUCUGAGACCAAGACCACCCCAGACCAGGCACAGCCUCAUAGUGUCUCUGGAGCACAACUACAGCAAACCCCCUCAGUGCCUCCAGCACCUGCCAUCAGUGGAGCAUGCACAAAUGUCCCAUCACCAGCCCACAUAGAGAAAUUAGAUAAUGAAAAACUGAACCCCACCAGAGCAACGGCCAUAGUGGCCUCUCUUAGCCACCCACAAGGGCCCAGUAGUUGCAGACAGGAGAAAGUAUCUUCUCCUCCAAUAGGUCCUGCUCUAAUCUCAGGUGCCUCAUCUGUUCAUUUUGCAGCUGAUGGCACAGUUGAGCCCAAAGCUGGUUCUAGUAAGAAUACACCAAACUCUUUAGCCUCAGCAAAGACAGAUGCUAGUGCACCAGUGGCUGUGACUCCCUCCCCUUUAACAUCUUUAUUGACCACAGCCACUUUAGAAAAGCUUCCGGUACCCCAGGUUAGUGUAACUACAGCACCUGCCGGAUCAACUCCAUCCUUGAGCUCUUUGCCAGCAGCUUCUAGCCUUAAAACCCCAGGAACUUCUUCAAAUAUGAAUGGACCCACUUCAAGAUCAAGCUCUAAUAUCCCUGCUAAUAAUCCUUUAGUUACUCAGCUGCUCCAGGGCAAAGAUGUUCCCAUGGAGCAAAUUCUGCCUAAACCUCUCACCAAAGUUGAAAUGAAAACUGUUCCACUGACUACAAAAGAGGAAAGGGGGAUGGGAGCACUCAUGGCUAGCAGCAUGACAGAAAAUAGCACCAGAGAGGAAGUUAAUGAGCGCCAGGCCCAUCCAGCUACACAGCAGCUGGGUAAAACCUUACAAAGUAAACCGCUCCCUUUUCCAAGGCCCCUUCAGCUCUUUUCAGCUAAGGAGCUGAGGGACUCCAGCAUUGACUCACACCAAUACCAAGAAGGACUAAGUAAAGCAACCCAAGAUCAGAUCCUUCAGACUCUCAUCCAAAGGGUUCGGAGGCAGAAUCUUCUCUCAAUUGUGCCGCCUUCCCAGUUCAACUUCACUCACUCAGGUUUCCAGUUGGAAAACAUCUCCACAAGCCAGAGGUUCAUGCUGGGUUUUGCUGGCAGAAGGACAUCCAAGCCUGCAAUGGCAGGUCACUAUUUACUUAAUAUUUCCACCUAUGGCCGGGGUUCAGAAAGCUUUAGGAGGACCCAUUCUAUAAACCCUGAAGACCGUUUUUGUCUGAGUAGCCCCACUGAAGCCUUGAAAAUGGGAUAUACAGACUGUAAAAAUGCAACAGGAGAUAGUAGCAGUGGCAAAGAAGAUGAUACUGAUGAGGAAAGUACUGGUGAUGAGCAGGAGUCCAUCAUGGUAAAGGAGGAACCCCAGGUUUCCCAGAGUUCUGGCAAAUGGGACACAAGUUCAGGACCCCACAGUAGGGAAACCUUGUCCACCGGUGAUUGCUUAGCUAACAAGAAUGUGAAGGCCGAGACAUCAGUGAAUGACCAAACCACUUUAAGCAAGGAGAAUUACCUGUUCACUAGAGGCCAAACAUUUGAUGAAAAGACGCUGGCCAGAGAUUUAAUUCAGGCAGCACAGAAGCAAAUGGCUCAUGCAGUGAGAGGUAAGACAAUGCGUAGCAGCCCUGAGCUUUUCAAUUCUGCUCUUCCUCUACCUGCAGACAGUCCCACCCAUCAGCCUCUACUCCUUCCACCACUGCAAACCCCAAAGUUGUAUGGAAGCCCCACACAGAUAGGGCCAAGCUACAGAGGCAUGAUCAAUGUUUCCACCUCAUCUGACAUGGACCAUAACUCUGCUGUACCAGGUAGCCAGGUAUCUAGCAACGUAGGUGAUGUCAUGUCCUUUUCAGUGACUGUCACUACUAUCCCUGCUAGCCAAGCUAUGAAUCCCAGCAGCCAUGGCCAGACCAUUCCUGUUCAGGCCUUUCCCGAAGAGAACAGCAUAGAGGACACGCCUUCAAAAUGUUACUGCCGAUUGAAAGCCAUGAUCAUGUGCAAAGGGUGUGGAGCUUUCUGCCAUGAUGAUUGCAUCGGCCCCUCCAAACUGUGCGUCUCCUGCCUUGUCGUUCGGUAACGAGACUAGAAGGAGACACACUGUAAAGGAAGGGGAAGGGAUGGGUUGAUCAGAUGUGUUUUUUGCAUCCUUUUGGAAUCACAGAAAUAAACAAGUAAGUUUCAGUUGUCUUAAGAGACAAAUGUUACUUAAUCAGGAAUACAGAGUACAGAUCUUUUACAUUUUAGAGGAAGAGCACCUUGUAUAGUAAGUCUAAGUCAAGCAAGACUUUGUGAAUUUGUGACAAGUUUGCACUUAAAAAAUCAUGUAAAUAUGUCACAUUUUGUUUAACAUUUUUCCAAGUGUUUAGGUAAUAAUGUGUUACUUUGAAUUCAGAUUUAUGUUCUACUUCAUGUGACUCUGAGAAAAGUUUAAUGCCAUGCAUGGUGAAAGGAAGUUUUCUGACCUUUCCUAAGAGGUCAGGAAAAGAAAAGAGUGAAGGAAUCGUCUAAAGCAGUGACUAUUCAUGCUGAUUAUGUCUUGACAGUCUGGCUGCAGGUUAUUCAUAGAUUAUUCAGCCUUUGCAGGAUUUGGAUUCAGAGUUUACUCAGUCCCUUUACCUUAGGUGGAAGCUUCUUAAGUUGAAGUAUUUAAUAAGGUAUUGAUUUCACAGGUAAUGUUUCAGAUUCUGAAAGCUCUGACUUGGUUCUUGGCCUCUGUAAACCAGUACAGUGGCCAAGUACUCUGUUGUUUGUGGAUCCCUGCUGUUCCCUAGUCCCACCCCUGUCCUGACAUAGUGAAUGUAGUUUGUGAAGGGAUUGCCUCUCCAGUCCCCCUGCUUUCCCCCACUCUCAUGUUGUUAUAGCCUGUACAGGGCAACAAUUCCAGCAAAAAAAAAAAGUCCCUAUACUUAGUCAUUCAUGGGAACUUACAGUUUUGAAAUACUAGCAUAAAAUGAAUAGAAAAGUUAGUGAUGGGGUGAUUUAAACUAUGUAUUUUUAGGCAAGGGAAAUGAAACUGCAGAAAACUGUUAAAUUGAAAGUAAAGAACUUCGGAGAACGAUUUUAACACUAGAAACAAGGUAGUCUCUCUUUUCCUCUUCUCCUCCAACUCAUUACCUAAUGUUCUAUAGUCAGUUGUUGUCACAGAUAGAAAAGCUCGUUAAUGCCACAUUUGCCUAUUCUGUUCAACCUGUUUGGACCCCCCAGGCAUCUGAGGAUGCCGACAUAAUCUUAUCUCACUUUGCACACACAUGUGUGCACACAUACACAGUACACAGCACUUAUUCUGUUUUAGAAAAUAUGUCCCCUGUUUUGGAUUACUGCAGUCUGUGCAACUAGAAAUUUCUGACAUAAAGGGGCUUCAGUGAAUGGCUUAGGGAAUGCAUGGAAAGGAAGAAAAAUUAGUUCCAAAGUUUUGUUGUUUUUAUUUCUUUUUUUGUUUCCUUUUUUGUUUUUUAAAUCCUUCUCUAGUGACUAAAGAAUUUUUGAGUAUAUAAUAUUUAGGUCAUGGUUAAAGAACAUUAAAAUAAAUCUACAAUUUACCAGAGUUUAGUAAAUCUGAGGAUGUCCAUUUGCAUAUUGAUUGCAAGUCUCCCAUUGAAGUGUAUAAAGUAAAAAUAUUAGUGCAACAUAGUACAGUUGUCUUUGUACUUAAUAUUCAGGAUGUGAUAUCUACAAAUUGCAGAACAAUUUAAACUCAUUAAGUCACAUUCUAGAUUAGGAGAAAGAAAGCAAUAAUAAUCUCUGUUUUGCCCCCAUUCUAUUGUCCCCUCCCCACACAUCAUACACUUUUUUUUUUAAUGCUUUGCCACAGUCCUUGCCCCAAAUACCAUAAGAAAUUCACUUCACUAUUGUUCAUUUUUCAUUUCUGGCUUUUUUGUGGCCCAAGGCAAAUAAAGGAUUAAUAUCUGUUCCAGUUUCAGACAAGACAAUAUGAUGUCCUUCCAUCUUCCCCCUUUUCUUCCAGCACACACACAGCUAAGAGAUAAGAAAGCUGCAAGAAUCCAGGGAUAAAGAGUAAGUUCUCAAGCCAAGAACCAAUAGGAAAGAGAAAUCAUGGUUGUGCUCCAAAUGUUUAGCACCUUGGGCAAUCCAGGGGGUGAGUUUAGAAAGACUUAAUGCCAGGUGGAACACCAUGUCCAGCCAUUCCAUUCCCCACCUUAAGUGUCAGGGCUGAGGGCUAUCUGCAUGCUGGAAGAAGUUGAAUGUUUCAGAAUUGACUCCAUGCUAAAUAUCAAUUACCAGUUUUGGUUGAUGAAAGUGAUUUUUCUGCUGCAGCCCUUUCUUGUCAGAAAGGCUUUUCUCCAUGGUUUCUGCAGAUGGACAGACUGUGACCAGGAAAGGAGGAAAGGCAUCAGGGAUUUUCAAGUCCAUUCAGAAAGCAAACCAUAUUGUGCCUCUUCAUCUUGACCCAGGCUCUUACAGAUAGGUCCUAAGUAUUGCUGUUCACCAGAUUCUCUCCACAAAUAAUACUCAGCUAAAUAUUUGCAUUUAGGAAUACUUGUAAAACAGAAAUGACCAACUAUGUAUACUGCCUCAGUCUUGACCAGAUGAGAGAACAGGUUUAAAUUAUCUCAGAUUGGUAGUAAAUUGAAUACCAGCCUAUUUUUCAGUUUGUUUCAAAACAGUUGUUUCAAGUAAAAAACCAUUCAUUUUAUAAGCUGAACAGAAAAAAAUUACAUAAUAUCUGGCCUUCUAGAAAAUGAAGCAGUAGAAACAAGAAAACAUUUAAAUUAUUAGAGUAUGGUACUCCAACAGUACCUUUAAACCAUCUUUUAACUUAGCUCUUGAGUUGUUCACUCUGAAAUGUUUUAUUAAGUGCUAAGCUUAUUCUUAGGGUAUUAUCUGACAUCGUUUCCAGUGACUAGUCAGGCAUCAUGCCUGAUGCACAUGCCUCCGGUGUACCCCUCUCUAGCCUUCAGAUUAACCCCCUCUGCUGCAGGUCACCUCAGGAGAUAGCAUUAAUAAUAUAUCAUCUCAGUCUUAUUUAUAAAUAUUCAAAGUUGUCUAGUAGAGAAGACUGAAUCUGAAAGAAUUUUCAUUAAUUAAAAUUCCCCUUUCUAUUAAACAGAAAGUAAAGCCAAAUACCUGUAGUUGUUUGCCCUGCUUCUGUUCCCUUAGCCCUACGCUCAAGAUACUGGAGCUAUCUGUGGUAUUCCAUGGAACAUUUUUAAGAUUAAGUGCUGGCCAGUGAGAAAUUAUUCUUGGCGUGGGGGAAGAAGCAUACUUACAUGAGCUGUGAAAGCACACAAAUAUACAUGUUUUAGAUCAUAUCUCAGAUUUAAAUAGCCAAAGGAAGACCUCACUGCCUUCCAGGUGAGGGUGUAAAGUCAUACAGAUUAAUGACCUGACAGUAACCAUUCUGUUGCUUAUUAUUGCCUUUCUCCACCUUAGAGAUCCCUAAAGAGCUCUCUGGUGAAAUGACUUGUUAUAAUGGGGGGGGGGCUCUUCUCUAGUCAUUACAUUGCUAUUUAUUUCUAGAACUCACUGUCAGUGAGCAGGGCUAGGGUUGUUUUCUCUUUGACUCAGAGGUUUCACAGCAUAGCAAGGAGGGAAAAGCCUCCCCAUUGCAUUACAACAGUGCGCUAAGUAAAAAACUUGGCAAAAGGUAGUUUUCAGCUCAAUUUAUAGAAUAGUCCAAAGAGACUUUGAGAAACAUGAUGAUAGGCAGGGACCUUUCCUACCAUGUUUCAAUACCUACAUACCUAUUGAAAGAGAACAGUAGGUAAAACAUUUCCUAAAGUUGAAGCAAUAGCUUCAUAGAUUCUUGGUUACUUUAUUUUUUUUAAUGCUUUACAUUUGAUACAACUAUUAAAGAUCAAUUUUAAAAAUAGCUUUCCAGUAAUAUAUUUUAAGUAAUAUAUAUUUUAAUAUCUAUGUAAAAAGUGACAGUGGAAGACUUUGAAUUUCUCAUAUAUGGUAUGUUUAAUGUAGGACCUCACUGUUAAGGCACAAAUUAUUUCAAGGAAGUUACUCUAAAGACACUCAGAUUAUUUCCAAAAAAAAAAAAAAUGCAAUAAGGGAAUAGUUUGGGGGUUUAUUUUUUAUUUUAAAAGAGAAUUGACUUAUUUACCACAAGCUAUUUUUUUCCCUUCAGGCUAUAAGGUUUGUACAGACUGGUUUGGUAAAUGCGAAACUUUUGUGUCUUUUGCCUUUUUAAAGGAAUUGUUAACAUUGGAAUUGAGGGUAUGUACAGAGAAGUUGGUGUCAACACCAUUUAAAAAGUCAUAUUUUUUCACAAAUAUAGAAAAAUCAUUUUACAUAAGAAUUUUAAGUAUUUGCAAUAAAUAUAUGUAUAUAGAUUGUAUGUAUUCCUAUAUUCUUAUUUUCAUUUUAUUAUUAAGUAAAAGAUCAUUAAAAGUGAAAAUAAAAACCUUGAAGUUUUUGGUGAAUCUUGAGGUCUGUCACAUCUGAGCGUGGCAUGGGGAAGGGCCCUCAGUUGUUGCCUUAUCUACUAUGGGAAAGACACCCCGGAUUGUAUGGAGGAGAGUGAAACGAGGGAUUUGGCGAUAAAUCAGGGUAGUGUAUUUCUUUUAGAAUUUAAGUAAAAAUAUGAUUAAAUUAUCCUA